Arabidopsis thaliana (thale cress) is the source of this 1949-nucleotide messenger RNA. Its product is annotated as AT hook motif DNA-binding family protein. The record is from RefSeq and is marked reviewed. Bases 549 to 1634 code for a protein of 361 amino acids. Gene Ontology annotation, molecular function: minor groove of adenine-thymine-rich DNA binding; DNA binding. Gene Ontology annotation, biological process: regulation of DNA-templated transcription. Lineage: Eukaryota; Viridiplantae; Streptophyta; Magnoliopsida; Brassicales; Brassicaceae. Gene Ontology annotation, cellular component: nucleus. The transcript has 5 exons.
CUCUCUCUCUCUCUCUCUCUCUCUCUCUCUCUCUCUCUCUCUCUCUCUCUCUCUCUCUCUCUCUUUUUCUCUUCUUCUCCCUGAAUUGUCUCAUCUGUCUUCUUCCUUUGUCUCUCCUCUGAUAUACAUUGUGUUCUCCUUCUCAGAAACCCUAGAUUUCUCUCAAUCAAAUCUAGCUUUUCUCUUAGGGGGAGAUUUGAUUUUUUUCUCUGCAAGACUGUAACAGUAGGAGAAGCUACUUUCCUCUGUUUUCUUAAUUUCAAAUCUGCAAUCGUACUUUUUCGAGUUCUAUAAGUGAACUCAGAUUUUAGCUUUUUUUUUUUAGGGUUCAUAAGAACAAAUUGGAUUUUGAGCUCACAGUAUAAAUAACCCGACUUUGAUUACUGGGUAAUUUUAAAACCGCCAUUGUUGUUCUCUUUACUACUUUUGGGAAUUAGGGUUUAUGAUUUCUGGGUAUUAGAUUAGAUAAAUUUGUUUCCUUUUUUUGUUAAUCAAUUUAAAAAUCUCUUAUUUCUGUUAAAGACUUGUAAUUUUGGAGUUUUUAAUGCAUGGACGGAAGAGAAGCAAUGGCAUUUCCAGGCUCGCAUUCUCAGUACUAUCUUCAAAGAGGAGCCUUUACUAAUCUCGCACCUUCCCAAGUCGCGAGUGGGCUUCACGCGCCGCCGCCACAUACGGGAUUGAGGCCAAUGUCUAACCCUAACAUUCAUCACCCUCAGGCUAACAAUCCAGGACCUCCUUUCUCGGAUUUUGGACACACCAUUCACAUGGGAGUGGUCUCCUCUGCUUCUGAUGCUGAUGUGCAACCGCCACCGCCACCGCCACCACCAGAGGAACCGAUGGUUAAGAGGAAACGUGGACGGCCAAGAAAGUAUGGAGAACCGAUGGUUAGUAAUAAGUCUAGGGACUCUUCUCCAAUGUCUGAUCCUAAUGAACCUAAACGGGCCAGAGGUCGACCUCCUGGAACUGGAAGGAAGCAACGCUUGGCUAAUCUUGGUGAGUGGAUGAAUACUUCAGCUGGACUUGCUUUUGCACCUCAUGUGAUCAGCAUUGGAGCAGGAGAAGACAUUGCUGCGAAAGUUUUGUCAUUUUCACAACAAAGACCUCGGGCUCUUUGUAUAAUGUCAGGCACUGGAACCAUUUCUUCAGUCACUCUGUGCAAACCCGGUUCAACCGAUCGUCACUUAACAUACGAGGGACCUUUUGAGAUUAUAAGUUUUGGUGGAUCUUAUUUGGUGAAUGAAGAAGGUGGAUCCAGAAGUCGAACAGGCGGAUUGAGUGUCUCUCUUUCUCGUCCCGAUGGUAGUAUUAUUGCCGGUGGAGUUGACAUGCUUAUCGCAGCCAACCUUGUUCAGGUGGUGGCAUGUAGUUUUGUAUACGGAGCAAGGGCAAAGACUCAUAAUAACAAUAACAAGACCAUCAGACAAGAAAAGGAACCAAAUGAAGAGGACAACAAUAGUGAAAUGGAGACCACACCGGGUAGUGCAGCUGAACCAGCAGCAUCUGCGGGUCAGCAGACGCCACAGAACUUCUCUUCUCAGGGAAUAAGGGGGUGGCCCGGUUCAGGCUCAGGCUCUGGCAGAUCACUUGACAUUUGCAGAAACCCACUCACUGAUUUUGAUUUGACUCGUGGAUGAUAUACACUAUUAGUCUUUGAAGCAGCAGCAUACAAAAUGUGAUUGCUGUACAUAUGUUAUUGUAGAUUUCUCUCUGGGAAUGUUGAAAUCAGACAUUUAAGGAUUGAUACUAGAUCUCUCAGCUCCUUCUAACAUUGUUAAUGUAACAGAACCCUCCCACUUUCAUGCUAUUUUAGGAGAUUUUUUUAACUCUUUUAUGAUCUCAUUGUGGUCAUCAAGAACUUGGUUUCUUUACUAGUUCACUAUUUUUCUUUCAGGUUCUUUAACAUAUUUAGUAAACUUGAUUCCUCUUAUUUGGUAGACAAUGUGUAAUUC